AUGGAGAGAAAGCUUCGUGGUUUCCACCCUCUACCUUUGAUGAAACCCAAGGCACUUCUGUUCCUGAGUGUGCUACUUCUAGCUAAAUCGGGAGAUAUUGAGGUCAAUCCUGGUCCUUGCGCACCAAAGCACCCAUGCCAGAUCUGCGAUCGAGCUGUCACAUGGAAACAUAGAGCAGUUUCCUGUGAUGAUUGCUUACAGUGGUACCAUGUGGAUUGCAUGCACCUGUCCAGUGCUGUCUACAAUGUUUUUGGAAAUUCUAAUGUUUCUUGGCACUGUGUGAAAUGUGGAUUACCUCAAUUUUCUUCGAGCCUGUUUAACAGUGCAACUCACGUGACAUCAAGUAAUGCAUUUGACGCCCUAUCAUCUUUGUCGUCCUCUAACUCUUCUCUCUCUAGUGAGCACCUAUCUGAACCUGGGUCUCCCCGCGCCACAUCAUCUCCUGCCAGAAAGAAAUGCAGAAGUCGCAAAGAAAGGGAGAAAACUGUCUUUUCAACAUUAACAAUCAACUUCCAAAGCAUUCAGAACAAGAAAGAGGAAGUUGGAGCACUGAUAGAUUCUGCCAAUCCGGACAUCAUAAUUGGAACGGAGACAUGGUUAAAACCAGAAGUGCACAGUUCUGAAAUAUUUCCAGUGGGAUACAAUGUCAUCAGAAGGGACCGUCAAGACAGGCCUGGUGGUGGUGUUCUCAUUGCGAUAAAGGACAGCCUUUCAUUUCAACAACUUUCUAGUGAUGUCCAAUGUGAGAAUGUCUUCAUUAAAGUAUCACUGAGUGGACGCAAAUCUCUUGUGAUUGGUGCCCUGUAUCGACCUCCUUCCAGUGAUACUUCGUACUUAGAAGCAGUUUGCUCUCUCGUUGAGCGUAUUUGUGAGCAAAAUAAGAACUCUAUCAUUUGGAUCGGUGGAGAUCUUAACUUACCAGGAAUUGACUGGGAAACCCUAACUUCAGACAGUCAACGGACCCCUGCACAGCUGAGUGGACGCUUCAUUGAAAUGAUUCAUAGUUGUAACCUCCAACAGAUGGUUGAUUUUACAACAAGGAAUGAGAAUAUACUCGAUCUCUUCAUGACUAAUCGGCCUUCCUUGGUAUCUGAAUGCAAACCACUCCCUGGUCUAGGUGACCAUGAUAUUGUAAUGGUCUAUUCCCGCAUCACACCUCAACGGACUAAACCUGUUAAGCGAAAGAUUUACCUCUGGAAACGAGCAGAAGUCCGUCAGAUGAAAGAGAAAUGCAUAUCCUUCAGCAAGUCCUUUACAUCCAGAUUUAACUCUGACAGCUCUAUCUCUGAUAUGUGGUUAUCCAUAAAAUCUAAUCUUCUUGAUAUCCAAGAUCAACAUGUGCCAUCAAAAAUGUCAUCUGUGCGCUACAACCAGCCUUGGAUAAAUACUAAAGUGAAGCGCUUGUCAUGA
Messenger RNA from Lytechinus pictus (painted urchin), 1410 nucleotides. RefSeq lists its product as uncharacterized. Lineage: Eukaryota; Metazoa; Echinodermata; Echinoidea; Temnopleuroida; Toxopneustidae. Gene Ontology annotation, biological process: larval heart development; cell adhesion involved in heart morphogenesis. Gene Ontology annotation, cellular component: extracellular matrix. The record is from RefSeq and is a predicted model, not a curated record. Bases 1 to 1410 code for a protein of 469 amino acids. The transcript has a single exon. Gene Ontology annotation, molecular function: catalytic activity.